Brachypodium distachyon (stiff brome) is the source of this 1876-nucleotide messenger RNA. Its product is annotated as cystathionine gamma-synthase 1, chloroplastic. NCBI's taxonomy places the organism in Eukaryota, Viridiplantae, Streptophyta, Magnoliopsida, Poales, Poaceae. Gene Ontology annotation, molecular function: pyridoxal phosphate binding; cystathionine gamma-synthase activity. Gene Ontology annotation, biological process: transsulfuration. The record is from RefSeq and is a predicted model, not a curated record. Gene Ontology annotation, cellular component: chloroplast. The transcript has 11 exons. The coding region runs from base 97 to 1620 and encodes 507 amino acids.
GCCACACGAGCUCCACCCAGCCCACCCACCCCCGACCCCUCGAUUCCUUCGACACCCACCGAGCGCCCCGCGCCGCCACCCAAACCCUAGCCUCCCAUGGCAACCCUCUCCUUCUCCUCCCCGCCGUCCUUCGCCGGCGACAACAGCGGCGCCCUCACCUCCGCCACCAUCCUCCGAUUCCCGCCCAACUUCGUCCGCCAGCUUAGCACCAAGGCUCGCCGCAACUGCAGUAACAUUGGUGUCGCGCAGAUCGUCGCCGCCGCUUGGUCCGACCGCUCCGCUCGCCCUUCCCACACCGGCGGCGGAUGCCGCGCCCGCGGCGCCACCUCCCACGCCGCGGCCGCCUCCGCCGCCGCCUCAGCGACGGCGGCAGCCGAGGUUGGCGCCAUCCCCAACGCCAAGCUCGCGCAGCCGUCCGCCGCCGCAUUGGCCGAGCGUACCCUGCUCGGUUCCGAUGCCAGCCUCUCCGUCCAUGCAGGCGAGAGGCUAGGGAGAAGGAUCGCCACAGACGCGAUCACCACGCCAGUAGUGAACACCUCCGCCUACUGGUUUAGUAGCUCACAGGAGCUCAUCGACUUCAAGGAGGGGAGGCAUGCUAGCUUUGAGUAUGGGAGGUAUGGGAACCCGACCACUGAGGCGCUGGAGAAGAAGAUGAGUGCACUGGAGAAAGCCGAGUCCACCGUCUUUGUGGCGUCAGGUAUGUAUGCAAGUGUGGCUAUGCUCAGCACACUUGUCCCAGCAGGCGGGCACAUCGUGACCACCACAGAUUUGUACCGCAAGACAAGAAUUUACAUGGAGACUGAGCUCCCUAAGAGGGGAAUUACGAUGACUGUCAUUAAACCUGCUGACAUGAAUGCUCUCCAAGAUGCACUUGAUAAGAACAAUGUAUCUCUAUUCUUCACAGAGACUCCUACUAAUCCAUUUCUCAGAUGCAUUGAUAUUGAGCUUGUCUCCAAUAUGUGCCAUAGCAAGGGAGCAUUGCUUUGCAUUGAUAGUACCUUUGCCUCCCCUAUCAACCAGAAGGCACUGCCUUUAGGCGCCGACAUAGUUGUUCAUUCUGCAACGAAGUACAUCGCCGGGCACAAUGAUGUUAUUGGAGGCUGUAUCAGUGGCCGAGAUGAGCUAGUUUCCAAGGUCCGCAUUUAUCACCAUGUAGUUGGUGGUGUUCUAAAUCCGAAUGCUUCCUACCUGAUCCUUCGGGGGAUGAAAACACUGCAUCUCCGUGUUCAAUGCCAGAAUAAUACUGCCCUGCGGAUGGCCCAAUUUUUAGAGGAACAUCCAAAGAUUGCACGUGUCUACUAUCCUGGCUUGCCAAGUCACCCAGAACAUCACAUUGCCAAGAGCCAAAUGACUGGCUUUGGUGGUGUUGUCAGUUUUGAGGUUAAUGGAGACUUCGAUUCUACUAGGAAAUUCAUUGAUUCUGUUAAGAUACCCUACCACGCCCCUUCAUUUGGGGGUUGUGAGAGCAUAAUUGAUCAGCCUGCCAUCAUGUCCUACUGGGAUUCGAAGGAGCAGAGAGACAUCUACGGGAUCAAGGACAACCUGAUCAGGUUCAGCGUUGGAGUGGAGGAUUUUGAGGACCUGAAGAAUGACAUUGUUCAGGCCCUUGACAAGAUCUAAGUGACAGACACACCCUCCCGUAUGGAAACCAUCUGGUCAUGUUUGUUUUGGGAUCACGUGGAGAACUUUGAUAUUCAAGCUGAUGACUGCGAAUAAAUGUUUUACGUUUGUUUCUCAGCCUCUUCUGUUUGUCUCAAUAAAGUUGGAACCCCUUGUUUUUAAAAUCCCUUUUACUAGUCUACGGUUCUCAUGUAUUUGUCUUCUUGUUACAUGUCAACUCACAAUUGACUUAGGAGUAACAACUCCAUUUCCUCAA